AAAAAGAAGCCGAAGAAAAUAAUUUUUAUCUUAUUCCAACUGCCGAAGUAAGUUUAAUUAACCUUUAUCAACAUCAAAUCUUAGCCGAAAAGGAUUUACCUUUGAAUUUAUGUGCCUAUAGUCCUUGUUUUCGGGCGGAAAGAAUGGCAGCCGGUCGGGAGAAUAAAGGACUGGUUCGGCUCCAUCAAUUUCAUAAAGUUGAGUUAGUAAAAAUAGUGGAACCAGAAAAUUCUUAUGCCGAGUUAGAAAAAUUGGUGAAUGAUGCUCGGAAUAUUCUCCACCGAUUAAAAAUUUCGCACCGCGUAAUUGAGCUUUGUCACGAGGAAUUAGGAUUUACGGCUGCUAAAACUUAUGACCUUGAAGUUUGA
Messenger RNA from Funneliformis geosporum, 368 nucleotides. Lineage: Eukaryota; Fungi; Glomeromycota; Glomeromycetes; Glomerales; Glomeraceae. The record is from the annotation of a GenBank genome assembly.